AUGACCGACGACCCUUUUCACCCUCACGAAAGUACCCCUGGUCAUUCACCAGAUAUCGAGAUGGCUUCUCCUACCGACCACCCUUCUGGCUCACCUUAUCACCCAUCCACCCCACCCCACCAAGCGUCUUCAGCCUUGUAUGGUGGUCAAUCACCAGAGAUCUACACUUCACCUCAACCCAGUGGCGGCGUACCUGCAGGAUCAUCCAGCGCUCCUCUUCAAGCUACCCCUCCUAAUUUGGGUAAGAGGAACUUCUCCGCUUUGCCUCCUCUAACUCCUCGAGAGUCGGAAGAACGCGAAAGACCCAGCACUGGCCUAGAGGCUGGCUUAGGUCUAGGAUUAGAACUGGGAAAUCCUUCCUCCUCUGCUUCUUCAAGGAAUAACCCAGAUCUUUCAACUAGCAUCGACCGACCAGAUAGACAAAGUGAAGAGGUGGCAUCUCAUCUCCUAAAUCAACAAAUUCAUCUUGCCCAUCCAGAGGUUGUCGAAGACGAAAGGGGAAGUUAUGCUGCUCCUACAACACCUAAUCCGACACCUGCAAGAGGUUCAGAACAAAGUGAAGCCAUGGAUGUGGAUCAAGGCCCGGGUCAACCUCCUGCAGAACUCGUCGAAGCAAUGACCAGAACGAAAAGGUUACAACGACGUAUUCCAACUGAUCCCCUUCCGGUCAACUUCAAGCCAGAGGUAGUACCGAGUAACCUCGAUCUGACUCCUGAUGAAUGGAAAAAGGUCAGAUUCGAAUCGAUAAAAGCGGAUUUUAGGAAGACCUUGUUACCCAAAUGGAGAGAGCCAUCCGGUACCCAUAGAGUGAUGGCUCCUUCUGGUGACCUGGCAUGGGUCGAUCCCUUCGCCUCCCCAACGCUCCCGCGAGCAUUGAUCCCAGAGUUGAGAAUUCCACCCGACUUUGGUAUAGACGAUUUUAACGCCGCUCGAAUCGGUUUGAACUUUAUGGAAAUGUUGGCGGACGACCUGAAAUCUGGCGAGAUGACCCCAUUGGAUCUCGAUUGGCCGGUAAGACGACAUGUCUUUGGAUGUAUCAUGAUGCAAGAAAGGGGUGAAGCAAGGACCCUUUUCCCUACAUCUCUGGAUCGAACCAUUCUACCUGCAAGGCAAUUUGAAGGAGUCGAUUUGGACGAGACCGCCGCCUACACCUUUCGAAGGCCUUUGCAAUGGGCCAGACCUCAACUCCACGUCACCUUUGAACUUUUAGCAGCUCAAUCGAGUUUCAAAGAUACCAUGAGAUUAUACGGAUUCGAAUGUGGUAGAGUAUUCCAUUGCGAUCCUACGUUAAGCCUCGAGCCGCAUAUUAUCUCGUUAAUCACCACUCAGCCCCAUACUACCGAAUUUGAAAAUCUAUAUAUUACCGUUUCGGAAAUGAUCAGUGCAGGUGGAAAUUCCGACGUCUAUAGAGGGACUUUACACACUCACGCGCACGGCGAACAGAAGACGGACAUUGAUGCGGAAGACAGAGAUGUGGUGAUCAAGGUGAUUUGUCCAAAAGCAUUCGAGGAUGAUCCGAGAUGGGCUGCGAAGAAAGCGACCACGCGAGAGGCGAAACAAUCGAUGAUCAACGAAAUCACCAUGUACAAUAACCAUGCGGCUGCGCUUCAAAGCGAAGUCAUCCUGCGCUAUUAUGGAUUAUGGGAAUGGAAGGAUCAAUUGAGGAAAAGCGAUGGGGGUGACAGCGGAGAUAUGACUGAAAAGUCCUAUCGGGUAUUCAUAGAGGUAUUGGAAGAUGUGGGUAUAUCAAUGAAUCAAAGAUUUGGUUGGCCAGAGAAUACCAGUCCUGACUCGAUCAGGAUCGAACACAAAAUGGAAAUCUUAGCAGCAUACGCUCAACUUCAUAAAAUGAAGGUUCACCAUGGAUACAUUGGACCCGAAGUCAUCAGAUUCAACCCUAGAAUUGGAUAUCCAAGUAUUGAUUCUGGAAUCCGAUUGAUCGAUUUUACCCAUUCGCUCGUGGUUAGGUACUCUAGUCAUUGCAAGGACGAACUUGAUCAUCUCCAAUUGCUCUACAAAAUCACGCAUGAAGAACUGAUGGAAUUCUUCCAACAGAUGAGAGAGAAUUUCGAGUCGUUCACUUACAUGGAUGGAUUGGGUCAACCGGAGUCGGAUGAAGAUUUGGAUAUGACAUAG
This is a messenger RNA of Kwoniella botswanensis, 2136 nucleotides long. RefSeq lists its product as uncharacterized. The coding region runs from base 1 to 2136 and encodes 711 amino acids. Gene Ontology annotation, molecular function: protein kinase activity; ATP binding. Lineage: Eukaryota; Fungi; Basidiomycota; Tremellomycetes; Tremellales; Cryptococcaceae. Gene Ontology annotation, biological process: protein phosphorylation. The record is from RefSeq and is a predicted model, not a curated record. The transcript has 4 exons.